UGAUUGGGCAGAGUCGCAGAGAUACAAAACAACAAAGCAAUCGUACUUCUCUUUCGUACACCAUUCUUGAGUUUCUUUCCAGCAAUAAUCUGUCCCAAAUCCCAAUUCUCCUCUUUUUCGCAAAACACUCCAAACACAUACUGGGAAAAUUUAAAAACACGAGUAGAAACAGCGGAAUUUGGGUCGAGGCUUGAUCGGCACGAGAAAGAAGCAGGCUUAAUCAAUCUAGCAAGCAAGGAAGCAGAUGCGCAAUGUUGAAGCUUAAAAUAAUGAUCUCCUCUUCUGCAACCACUCAUCCGUCUCCCACCUUCUUUCUUGAAUGGCAUGGAGUGUUCUGAAAAUUGAGACCAUGUUGCCGUGCCUAGACGGAGUAAAGCAUUUGUUUGCUUCUGUUGCAAAUUGCUGUGAUACUGAUUUGGCUAAGCAGCCCAGAGGGCUACAAAAUCCUGAAGCUCUUGCAAGGGAGACAGUAUUUAGUGUAAGUGAAAUAGAAGCAUUAUAUGAAUUGUUUAAGAAGAUAAGCAGUGCUGUGAUUGAUGAUGGGCUCAUUAACAAGGAAGAGUUCCAGCUCGCACUGUUCAAAACAAAUAAAAAGGAGAGCUUGUUUGCUGAUAGGGUUUUUGACUUAUUUGACACAAAACACAAUGGAAUCCUAGACUUUGAAGAAUUUGCUCGUGCUCUUUCCGUGUUUCAUCCAAAUGCUCCUAUUGAAGAUAAGAUUGAUUUUUCAUUCCAACUAUACGAUCUCAAGCAGCAAGGAUUCAUUGAAAGACAAGAGGUGAAGCAAAUGGUAGUGGCUACACUUGCUGAAUCCGGCAUGAACCUUUCAGAUGAUGUUAUAGAAAGUAUCAUUGACAAGACCUUUGAAGAAGCUGAUACCAAACAUGAUGGAAAGAUUGACAAAGAAGAGUGGCGUAGCCUUGUCUUGCGCCAUCCAUCUCUCUUGAAGAAUAUGACCCUUCAGUACCUCAAGGAUAUCACAACCACAUUCCCAAGUUUCGUAUUUCACUCACAAGUGGAUGAUACUUAAGUCCGAGUUGGUAUCCAAAGCCAAAGGGUGCCAUAUCUUUCCUCCUCGACAAACAUGAACAUGCUAAUUUUUCCUAAAGAUUUAGGAAAGGAGCUCUUUAAUUGUUGGAUGCAAGAAGGAAUGUUGAGUUGUUUUUGUUUUGCUUUCUUGACUUUAUCCUUGUUGAGAAGGCUAAAUCAGCCUAUCAACAUCUUUAGACCAUACAUUCCUAUUUAGAAACAUGGUAAAGUAUUCUGCGUUUCCUUUUACAUGUUUAAAUACAUGUCACCAUGGGGUCUUUCAUUUAAAUUUUUGUACAUUAACAAGUUUUUUUCCUAAACAAUGCAAGUUUUUAUCAAA
Molecule: messenger RNA, 1369 nt
Organism: Ipomoea triloba (trilobed morning glory)
Lineage: Eukaryota; Viridiplantae; Streptophyta; Magnoliopsida; Solanales; Convolvulaceae
Product: calcineurin B-like protein 3
Exons: 9
Coding region: 320-1030 (236 amino acids)
Biological process (GO): calcium-mediated signaling
Molecular function (GO): kinase binding; calcium ion binding
Source: RefSeq, a predicted model, not a curated record